UAAAUAGGCUUAGGUGAGUCUCCAUGGUAACGGAACAUCACAAGCUGGGAUGUGGCCAGCAGUUCAUCAGGGAGAAACUGUGAGUUAAACCUCACAGGACUCUUCUGGAGAACAGGAACCAGACAAUCAGCCAGACAGACUAAGAAACAGAGCCGCAGCCCUGCUACCUGAAACUCUCCUGCCUGUCCUAUUGUUCCCUUUCAGGAGGAGGGAGAGAGACAGAAAGCAAGAGCAAGCAGCAGCCAGCAGGAGCCCAGAGGAAAGAAAGAAGCUUAGCUAAAAGAUUAAUUUAAUAAGCCACACUCCCGCUCCAUCCCUUCUGCCUCGCCACCCCAGCCCUCCCCAUAUGCUCAUUCAUCCUUCCCUUCCACCUCAUGGCUUUAUAAAACCUUCCUCCCUUUCCUAAAAAGGAUCCAGACAAUCUCCUCUCCACAACUGGAAACAAAGUGGUACACCCCUUCUGCCCAGAAGUACCAACUAUUUCAUCCAACUCCAGAAACUCAGAAGGUUUCCAGUGUGAUAUCCCCUCUAAUCCAAACUGCAGCACAGAGGCCAUGUCCCUGGUUCCGUGGUUCCGAUGGAGCGAUACCUCCCCCAGGCUGACUCCCAGAAGUCCAGCCGAGAUGGUAAUUGAGACCCUGAUGAUGGAGCUGGAUUGGCAGACAAAGGAAGCUGAGAAACAGCACCGGGAGAGGGAGAAUGAAUACCGGAAGAUCCGAACCGGUGUUGACUAUAGCUGGCUGGCCACCCCGCCCAGGAAUGCCUACGACCUGAGCCCUGGAGAGCGGCUGCAGCUGGAGGACACUUGCACCAAAAUCCACCCUUCCUACUGUGGGCCCAUGAUCCUCAGGUUCCGGCAGCUCAUUGCUGAAUAUGAGCCCGAAGUCCAUGAGGUAUCCCAGCUCUUCCGCUCGGUCCUCCAGGAAGUCCUGGAGAAGAUGAAGGAAGAGGAGGAUGUCAGGAAGCUGACCAAGCAGUGGAACAUGCGGUCCCGGGGCUCCCUCUCCCUGACCACCUUUAGGACCCGUUCCCGCAUCUCCCCGUUUGCCAGUGACAUCAGGACCAUCUCAGAGGAUGUGGAGCGGGACAUCCAUCCCACCCCCAGGGUCUGGAGUAUGCCCGAAUUCCAGAUGCACAAAGACAAUAACUGAGGAAAGGAGGCCCAGGAAUGACUUGGUUAGCUAGGUUUCAGCCACAGGUGCCGCCUUUUCCCCUCCCAGGCCCUCUGUUACCUGUUCCAGUUUGACAUGCUCCCCCUGCUCCUUUUCUGAGAUUCUGGACCAGUACUAGGAGUGAGGAACCAAUGAAUAUACCAAUUCUAAGGACAAUUAUGGGUUUGAGGCCUUAUUUAUACAGACCUAAGCCAGUCACCGACAGUCAAGAUCUAGGGAGUACAUAAGGUUGAAAGAUCCCACAAUUCGUGAUCCUACAAUUGUCUAACCCCAGGAAGCGAGGACCACAGAAGUGUGUUGGAGACUUCAGACCACUAUCAUUCUAGUUUUGUUUUUUUUUUUAAGAUCGAAUAGAAGAAUUCUCCAUCAUUAGUAUUGGGUAGACAAAUGUCCCCAUUCCAUAUCCCUGUUUCUAAAAGCAAGUGGAUGACUUUGCCUUCCUGCUAAGACCUCUAACCCCCAAGUUGUGGACUCAUCUUAGGUUGAAUUAUUUCCCCAUGUGGAUUUUUGUUGUUUAGUGGUGCCGAUUUAAUCAUUUCUAUUCU
This is a messenger RNA of Sarcophilus harrisii (Tasmanian devil), 1717 nucleotides long. It is a transcript of the gene RD3, whose product is annotated as retinal degeneration 3, GUCY2D regulator. Bases 555 to 1151 code for a protein of 198 amino acids. The record is from RefSeq and is a predicted model, not a curated record. Lineage: Eukaryota; Metazoa; Chordata; Mammalia; Dasyuromorphia; Dasyuridae. The transcript has 4 exons.